Messenger RNA from Sabethes cyaneus, 657 nucleotides. RefSeq lists its product as uncharacterized. Gene Ontology annotation, biological process: mitochondrial electron transport, NADH to ubiquinone. NCBI's taxonomy places the organism in Eukaryota, Metazoa, Arthropoda, Insecta, Diptera, Culicidae. The transcript is spliced from 3 exons. The record is from RefSeq and is a predicted model, not a curated record. Bases 97 to 588 code for a protein of 163 amino acids.
ACAAGUAAAAGCGAGUUCGAUCACUGUGGCACCGAGAAAUCAUCGGAAGCGGAAUAUCUUUAUUAGUUCCAGUAUCAAGCGUUUCUGAUCGGUACGAUGGCAUCAUCCAAUACGGGUGGCGUUAGGCCUAUGACCAUCACAGGUCGUAUGGUCCGUGAACGGGAGCGCCUGCUCAACAUGACUCCGGAAGAGCGCGCCUGGCGAGCGCAAUGGCUAAAGGAUCAAGUGUUGUCCCACAAUGAACCCCGUUACGUUCCUGAAUACUGGAAAGAAAGGCUAAACCCGAUUCGCCGCGCGUAUCGCGCUCCAUUGGACGUGGUUCAAAAAGUGUUGACACCAGUUAUGGGUAUGGACUGGGCUCAUGCUGUGCGCUAUUGGACAGGAAAAACGGCGUUAGCAGCAUUUGCGAUAUAUGCUACUGCAUACUACUUCAAAUACAAUCAAAAUGAUUGGACCCGAAAAGGUGGCUGGCGCGUAAUUCAUUCUAGGAAAGCUGUAGUUCCUGGUGAUGAAGGCUAUCCCAAUUUUCCCCAACGCUCUGGUCCCGAUGAUUAUGCCAACCGCGGUUUCAAGAAGUCACCGAUUUGAACCUGACCAAAUAUUGUUAGUUUCUGAAUAAACUUGAUUGAAUAUAUUGUGUAUUGGUUUGUCAAUAAA